CGGAAGUGACGUGUCAGCGAGCAAGCCGGAAGUGACGCGGCAUGUCAACAUGGCCAGCUCGCUGAGCGGUUACCGGGGAGACGGCUGCUCUGCGCUGAGCAUGGAACAGAUCCGCUCCCUCACCGAUCUGCAGGAGCUGGAGGAGGCCUAUGAGCGGCUGUGCGCGGAGGAGAAACAGGUGGAAGCCGAGCUGGAUGCACUUCUCGGCCAGCAGGGAGCUGUGGAAAGCAAGAUGGUGGCUCUGCAGCGAAUGGGACCAAACCUGCAGCUGAUAGAAGGAGAUGCCCAGCAGCUAUCAGGGAUGAUCACGUUUACUUGUAACCUGGCGGAGAACGUCAGCAGUAAAGUCAGACAGCUGGACCUAGCCAAGAGCCGCCUCUAUCAGGCCAUACAGCGAGCAGACGACAUUCUGGAUCUCAAGUUCUGCAUGGAUGGGGUGCAGAGCGCUCUGAAGAAUGAGGAGUACGAGCAGGCAGCAGCGCACAUCCACAGAUACCUGUCCUUGGAUAAAUCGGUCAUUGAGCUCAGCAGGCAGGGGAAAGAAGGCAGUAUGAUUGAUGCCAACCUAAAGCACCUACAGGAGGCCGAGAAGCAGCUUAAAGUCCUGGUUAGUGAGAAGUUUGAUGCAGCAACUAAAGCCGGAGACUUGCCUCAGGUGGAGCGCUUCUUCAAGAUAUUCCCUCUGCUGGGGCUGCACAAGGAGGGGAUCAGCAAGUUCUCUGCGUACCUGUGCCGCCAGGUCGCUAAGAAAGCUGAAGAGAACCUGGCCCUGGCGCUGGGAUCAGAGGGCGGUGAGCGGAGGGCAUCCCUCUUAUUUGCAGACACUCUCACUCUGCUGUUUGAAGGUAUUGCUCGAAUAGUAGAGACUCAUCAACCCAUCCUGGAGACAUACUAUGGACCAGGGAGACUGUACAUACUCAUUAAGCACCUCCAGGCGGAGUGUGACCGGCAGGUGGAGAGAGUGGUGGAUACGUUUAUGCAGCAGAGAGACUAUCAGAGGAAGUUUCAGCAAGUGCAGAGCAGUAUGAUCAAAGCAUCAUCUGUGGACAAGAUGGAGCCCAGGGACCUGGACCCGAUCCUAGCGGAAGUGGCACUGAUGAGCGCCCGCACAGAGCUCUACCUCCGCUUUAUCAAGCGACGCGUGACGUCUGACUUUGAGGUCGGGGAUUCAGUGGCGACAGAAGAGGUGAAACAAGAACAUCAGCAACGUUUGGAGAAGCUGCUGAAGCACUGCUUGCUGAGCCGGUCCAUGCAGGAGGUGAUCGGGUACUACAUCACCAUGGAAGAGUACUACAUGAGGGAGUCUGUCAACAAGGCGGUGGCCAUGGAUGCGUGUGAGCGGGGGCAGCUGACCUCCAGUGUGGUGGACGACGUGUUUUACAUAGCGAAGAAAUGUAUUGGGCGUGCGCUGUCCACCUCCAGCAUCGACUGUCUCUGCGCCAUGAUUAACCUCUCCACCACUAUGAUGGAUUCAGACUUCAGGGAGGUGCUGUGUUACAAGCUGAGGAUGGGCUUCCCGGCCACCACCUUCCAGGACAUCCAGCGCGGGGUGAGCAGCGCCGUCAGUAUCAUGCACAGCAGUCUGCAACAGGGCAAGUUCGACACCAAGGGCAUCGAGAGCAACGAUGAGGCCAAAACGUCGUUCCUGGUCUGUCUUAAUAACGUGGAGGCUUGCAGCGAGAACAUCAUGACUCUAAAGAAAAAUCUGGAGAAUGACUGCAGAAAGCUGUUUAAUCAGGACUUUGGAGGGGACCAGGCCAAGGCUAAGAUUGAGAGCUGUCUCACAGACAUGGCCUCCGUAUCCAACAAAUUCCGAGAUCUCCUGCAGGAAGGUCUGGGGGAGCUGAACAGUACGGCCAUCAAGCCUCAAGUCAAGCCAUGGAUUAACCUCUUCCUGUCUGUGUCGCACAAUAUUGAGGAGGAGGAGUUUAAUGACUGUGAAGCCAACGACCCCUGGGUGCAGCAGUUCAUAGUGAACCUGGAGCAGCUCAUGGGCGAGUUCAAGGCCGGGCUGUCCCCCGUCAUCUAUGAGAAUCUCACCAGUUUGCUGACCAGCCUCAUAGCCAUUGAGCUGGAGAAAGUCGUUUUGAAGUCCACGUUCAGCAGGCUUGGGGGGCUGCAGUUUGAUAAGGAACUCCGCUCUCUUGUGGCUUAUCUCACGACAAUGACGACAUGGACCAUCCGGGACAAGUUUGCGCGGCUCUCCCAAAUGGCCACGAUCCUGAACCUGGAGAGAGUGACCGAAAUCCUGGAUUACUGGGGCCCGAACUCUGGGCCGCUGACGUGGCGUCUCACUCCGGCCGAGGUCCGGCAGGUGCUGGCGCUACGCAUAGACUUCCGUAGCGAGGACAUCAAGCGUUUACGGCUGUAGAUGGACAUUGUAAGAGCUUGUCUAUAUUUAUAUGGGUGGGAGAUGUUAUACGGUAUCUACGCUGUUUGGCUGAAGAGCUGACACUCAGAGACUCGGAAAUAAAAUUAGGACACACAAAUCUGUACCCAUUGAUCAUACUUUAAUUUACAGAUCUUUGUAUCACUUCUUGAUUAAAUAAUUAAUUCCA
Molecule: messenger RNA, 2558 nt
Organism: Pseudophryne corroboree (corroboree frog)
Lineage: Eukaryota; Metazoa; Chordata; Amphibia; Anura; Myobatrachidae
Gene: COG4
Product: component of oligomeric golgi complex 4
Exons: 19
Coding region: 50-2371 (773 amino acids)
Biological process (GO): retrograde vesicle-mediated transport, Golgi to endoplasmic reticulum; Golgi organization
Cellular component (GO): COG complex
Source: RefSeq, a predicted model, not a curated record